GCCUGAGCCGGCGGCCGAGGCGCCUGGCUCCCCAAGCUCCGAGAGCCAGUGCCGGCCGUCGUGGACGCGGGCUCCGGGCUCCGACGGCGGAGGAAGGAGGCGGCGGCGGAGGCCACGGCCACGGUCAUGGAAGGGCAGCAGUUGCCCCCGCAGCCCCAGCUCCAGCUCUGCGACAGCCUCAUGAUCUGGUUGCAGACAUUCAAUACUGCUGCCCCUUGUAAGAAUGUCCGGCAAUUAACGAAUGGGGUUGCCAUGGCACAAGUUCUUCAUCAGAUAGAUGUGGCUUGGUUUAAUGACUCGUGGUUAGGCCGAAUCAAAGAAGAUGUUGGUGACAAUUGGAGAAUAAAGGCUAGUAAUUUGAAGAAGGUUCUUCAAGGAAUUACAAGCUAUUAUCAUGAGUUUUUAGGUCAACAGAUUUCUGAAGAACUUAUUCCUGAUUUAAGCCAAAUAACUGAACACUCAGACCCUACGGAGCUUGGCAGAUUACUACAGCUUAUUUUAGGCUGUGCAGUCAACUGUGAAAAGAAACAAGAACACAUUCAGAAAAUUAUGACUCUUGAAGAAUCUGUUCAGCAUGUUGUGAUGACUGCUAUUCAGGAGUUAAUGAGUAAAGAAAUAGUGAGCUGUGCUUCAAGUGAUGCUGGAGAGCUGGAACAUCAGCUCAAAAGAGCCUUAGAAGAACUUCAGGAUGCAUUAGCAGAAAAAGAGGAACUAAAGCAAAGAUGUCAAGAGCUAGAUAUGCAGGUGACCGCCCUUCAAGAUGAGAAGAACACGCUGGUGUCUGAGAACGAGAUGAUGAACGAGAGGCUGGAUCAGUUAGACGGCUCUUUGGAAGACCCAAAUACAGUGGUGGCAAAAAAGUAUUUUCAUGCCCAGUUACAGCUGGAGCAGCUACAAGAAGAGAACUUUCGGCUAGAGGCGGCAAAAGAUGACUACCGACUUCACUGUGAGGAGCUGGAAAAGCAGCUGAUUGAAUUUCAGCAUCGGAACGAUGAGCUGACGAGCCUGGCUGAGGAAACGAGAGCCCUGAAGGAUGAGAUCGAUGUUCUCAGGACUACCUCUGAUAAAGCGAGUAAAUUAGAGUCCACAGUAGAAGUUUAUCGUCAGAAGCUCCAAGACCUGAAUGACCUGCGAAGGCAGGUGAAAUCGCUGCAGGACACCAACAUGAUGUACAUGCACAAUACGGUCAGUUUGGAGGAGGAGCUCAAGAAGGCCAACGCUGCCCGCACCCAGCUGGAGAUGUACAAGAGGCAGGUUCAGGAGCUUCAUCUUAAACUUUCUGCUGAAUCUAAAAGAGCUGACACAUUAGCCUUUGAGAUGAAACGCCUGGAAGAAAAACAUGAAGCUUUACUUAAGGAAAAAGAUAGGCUGAUCAUACAGCGUGAUGCUUUAAAAGAGACCAAUGAGGAGCUCCGGUGUUCUCAGGUGCAGCAGGAUCACCUCAGUCAGGCAGGUACCUCCGUGUCAACAAGUUACGAGAACCUUGCUGCAGAAAUUAUGCCAGUAGAAUAUAGAGAAGUGUUUAUUCGUCUUCAGCAUGAAAAUAAGAUGCUUCGAUUGCAGCAGGAAGGUUCCGAAAAUGAACGAAUUGCGGAGCUCCAAGAACAGCUAGAGCAGAAACACCGGAAAACCAGCGAGAUGGAGACAGAGCAAAGGCUCAGCAAAGAAUACAUCCGAGGUUUGCAGCAGCAGAUUGAAGACCUUCAGAAGACUCUCCAGGAGCAGGGGCCCAAGCCCGAAGGGGAGAGUUCCAGCAAAUUAAAGCAGCAGCUGGAAGCACAUAUGGAAAAGCUAACUGAGGUCCAUGAAGAAUUACAGAAGAAGCAAGAACUUAUUGAAGAUCUCCAGCCUGAUGUGACUCAAAAUGUACAAAAGAUAAAUGAACUCGAAGCUGCCCUACAGAAGAAAGAUGAAGAUAUGAAAGCGAUGGAAGAGAGAUAUAAAAUGUACCUAGAGAAAGCCAGAAAUGUAAUUAGAACCUUGGAUCCCAAAUUAAAUCCAGCAUCAGCUGAAAUAAUGCUACUGAGAAAGCACCUGGCAGAGAAAGACAGAAGGAUUGAGAUAUUGGAGAGUGAAUGUAAGGUAGCAAAAUUCCGUGAUUAUGAAGAGAAACUCAUUGUGUCUGCCUGGUAUAAUAAGAGCCUCGCUUUCCAGAAGCUGGGGAUGGAAUCCAGACUGACUGGAGGAAAUGGCGCCUGCAAGGAUGCUGGUGCAUGCCCUCCCGCGCGCUCCUUCCUCGCACAGCAACGCCACAUCACCAAUACCAGAAGAAAUCUCUCUGUUAAAGUUCCUGCUGCAACAUCCGAUUAAACUCCAAAAGAAACACAGACCUUUAAGUGCCCUUACCCCAUUUGUAGCUUCCACAAUCCAUAUGGAUUAAAGAGCCAGUCCCGGUGCUGGACAGAUGAAGAUCGGCUUAUCAAAAAAAAAAAAAAAAAUCAAUGAAAUUGAUUUCUAUAAGGCAGUUGUAGCAGUUAUGUCCAUCUUUUUAGAUGGUCAGAAAUGAGGAAUUGAAAUAUAUUAGAAAGCACAUAUCUCAAAAAAUUAUAUUUGUCUUCAGACCAUAGUGUUUAGACUUAAAAAUUGGCAAUAUAUAUUUAAAUUCAAGAUGUUCAGUUAGUCUGGUAACUUGAUUAACAAGGCAUCAUUGGAAAUGUAUAAUUUGAAAAAAAAAUCCAGCUAUUUUUUAUCCUGCAAGUUAAAAAUCACUGAGGUGAAAAUGAGCACACCAAACUGAAGAAAUUUUAUUUGGAUAGGUUGGCAUGCUGCUUUAACAAUACCAAUACUUGCUCAAUUUAAUAUUUCUAUUCCUAUUGUUAGAUGUGACAAUUUUAGUAUUUAUUAGAAGAUGAUUCCCAUUUGGGGGAAAAAAAAUUAAAGGUUGCAAUAGCUUUUUUGUAAAUGGAAAUGAUUAAAUAGAAACAUUUUCUGAUAUCUGAGAGGUCAGAAUCUCCCUGGGCAGCUAUUAAUCAUAAAUGGGACCAUGCCUAGGAUUAGACCCUGCUCAAUUAUGUUGAAAUCAGAAAUUUAGCUGACUUUUAAAAAGUUAUUUUAUUCUUGGAAAAUAAGUUAAAAACUAAGAUUUAAGCCUGAUAUAAUCAGAGCAUUUUUUAAAAGUCAGUUGACAGCGCAGAAUAAUUUAUUGCUUCUAAACAUUCCGGAGUUUUCAGAUCUGACUUGAAAGUCAUUUUGCCUCCAUUUAAAAUGGGGACACUAAUUUAGCCACAUGAAUUUAAUUUGACUUAUUCCCUAGGGAGCCACCUUGUGGUAUUCAAUUUACAAUAACAAAAGUUGUUAAUGUACUACAGCCUCGAGUUUUGAAUAAUCCUUAAAGGAUGUGAUUUUUUCAUCUGCUGUGGGAGAUGUGUGAGUCCUUGUCUGGGCACUGAGCUUUCCGUCUCAGGCUGAGGAUUGUGGAAUAUUGGGUGGAUUACUGUCCACUGGAGAUGAGUGAUCCCCAGAUUGAGACCCAACCCUCCCCCCAAUAUCUCUUGUCUCCUGAGGGCUCUUCCAAGAGCUCUCCUCUCGGUGUCCGUCCCUUGGACAUGGUGUCUGUGCCGUGCUUAGCCUUUUAAUGCUAGUUUUUCUUUCCAAAAUGUCGAGUGGUGUUCUGUCUACAGUAUUAUGUGUUUAGGCCUUUGGUUUAGCCACUGUCCCAGGAAGCUUCUCCAGUUUAUUGCAAGGACAUAACUGCAAACUGCUUGGUCAGGUGCAGGCUGGGCUCCCCGUGAGCAAGCAUCAGCACGGUUUGUACGACCAGAUUUCCUUCUGCAGGGCCCACUUCUGUUGACUACCUCUGGGGUUUUGAUGAUUUUGACUGGUGCAAUGAUGUGGUUGUUUUGUAUUUUGUAUCUUUAUAAUCUCUGCUUGUCUAUGAUUUUAUUGAAAUGGGGAAAAAAAGCCUUUAUAAAUAUUUUGGCAUGCUGUGUAAAGUUUUCUAGCUGUGACAUUUCAGUACAUCCUAGCAAGUAGAAAGGAUUGUCACUUCAAUGUUUAAUAUGUGUUUAUAAAUGAGAUUCAACAAAAGCUUAAUUUCACUUUUUUAAUGAGAUUUAUUUUAAAGCAGCAGCUUCUCUUCUACUGAGCCCUGCUAUUUUUCAUAACAUCUCAGGCGGGUGCUAAAUAGAAUUUCUGGGCCCUUGUUCCAGUACUAAUGAAAUUUAACACCUCCAGUAUCUGCACAAGGGGCAUGGUCAGGUUGUAUUUGGUUCUUUUUGAUGCAUGGAAAAACAGCAGCAACCACCCCCCUUUGGGAGACAUCUCUCAGUUAAUCUUCAGGAACUGUGAAACUCAGAGGAUACGUGUAUUUGCCUAGGGAGAGUAGAGGGAGAGUUUCUCUGCCAGAAGGGUUGUAAUAAUAAUAGGCAAGUUUGAGGACUAACCAGACAGGAGCCCCUGGUCUGGUUGGUUAGUGAGGAGAUUGACACCCUGUGGGUGAUACAACAUUAGAAAUAAUUUAUCAUGAGCCAGGAUUGGUGUAUUUCUUUAAAAGAGGCAUCUGUUCUCUGGGACUUGGGGUGGGUUGUACCACAUUUAUCCAUGUGAAAAGAAAGGAGGGACUGUUCUAGUGGGGUGAUCAGUCCUUAAUUUGGAGUCUCUAUUCUGAGAUUUUUAUUUCUCUUUUUGAAAGUGUGGUGGUGUACGGACAUACAUAUGUAUACGUAUGUGUACAUGGAUGUAUGUGUAUAUAUAUAUAUACUGUGACAAUGAUGUUUAUCUGAGAUUUAUUGAGAAUAUUGAGAAAUAUUUGAAUUUUACUCUAUUUUUCCAGUGAAUAAUUAAAGUUAUUGAACAUAUGAUUUUAGUACAAAUUUAAAUUAUUCAUAUAUCUCUUAAAUCUUUGUCUGGAAACCUAACUGUGUUCUCCCUCUUUUUUUUUUGGUCAUCUUGUGUUUUAAUGUUAAAUGAAAUUAAUGCUAACAGAUUAGUUUUUCAUGAGCUAAGGCUACUUACAUCUACUUACAGCUACAUCUGAACCAGAGAAAAAUCAUUCCAGCAAGCGAAUAUCGUGUUUCAUUUCUCCCUUCCAUUUAUCCUAUUGUAUUUAGUCAGAAGCUUCUCAUUCUAAGAAAAUGUUUGCAUGUAAAUAUGUUUGCACACAUUUUUGUGAAUUUCCUUUUAACCAAUGAAAUAGUUUAUGGAAUCACUGAGGCGCAUCAGUUUAAUUUUUUAAAAAAGAAAUCAACAAUUUCCUGAACUCGAUGUAGUUUUGUGUAACAUUUUAUCCAUUAAAGGUACAUGAAGGCCCUUUCUCUCUCCUGUGGGAAAGCUUUACUUGGAAUACAACAGAAGCAAUACUUGAUUUAUUUCCCUAAGUAGCCAGGACAUCUUUUUUAAAGUCAUCGUUGUCAACUAGCUGAUCGAGCAACAGUGAAGCUUCUUGUCAGGUUCCCGGACUCCUUUCUCGCUCUGUCUCUAGUGGGCCUGCCAGCUUCACAGUGGGCACAUGACAUGUUGCCUCCUAUAAUUUUCAAGUGUAUGUUCACCUCGGUUUAGAAACAAUGUUGCACUACUUUUUAUUCUUCCCUUCUUUGAAAAUGUUCUUUUUAUAUUUACAUAAAGGUUGACAAAAGUGA
This is a messenger RNA of Antechinus flavipes (yellow-footed antechinus), 5576 nucleotides long. RefSeq names its product hook microtubule tethering protein 1 (gene HOOK1). Gene Ontology annotation, cellular component: cytoplasm; centrosome. The transcript is spliced from 22 exons. Gene Ontology annotation, biological process: cytoplasmic microtubule organization; cytoskeleton-dependent intracellular transport. Gene Ontology annotation, molecular function: microtubule binding; dynein light intermediate chain binding. The record is from RefSeq and is a predicted model, not a curated record. NCBI's taxonomy places the organism in Eukaryota, Metazoa, Chordata, Mammalia, Dasyuromorphia, Dasyuridae. Bases 127 to 2310 code for a protein of 727 amino acids.